GACAGCACUAGAGACCAGAGAGGACAACACUAGAGACCCAGAGAGAACAACACCCAGAGACCCAGGAAGGGCAUCCCAAGGAGGUGGUUGUUGGGCGUGGAGCACCACCAUGGUGAUCAGCGACCGGAACACCCCGGUCCCCAAGAAGGGCUCGACCCCGACGGAGGCCAGGAGGCGGCGGACGUCCCGGCCCCAAGGCCUGCCCUCCCCGGCGCUGUGCUGCGCCUGCGGCCUGUGCAUCAUGCUGGCGGGCAUGAACAUCACCCUGGUGGGGGCCUUCGCCUUCAGCACUCUGCUGCCGUCCGGGAACCCGCCCAUCAUCAUCGGCCCCAUCCUGCUGCUGGUGGCCUUCUCCUUCUUCGGGGCGUGCUGCGUGUGCAGCCGCCUGCCCCCCGCCCAGGGCUCGCUGCGGGCCAAGGUGGGCGGGGGCCGGGGGGCCGGGCUGAUGGGGGCCGGCGGGCUGACCGGCGGCGCCACCUUCGAGAUCGAGACAAGCGAGCACACGCUGCAGGACACCACGGCGGUGCAGCUCAGCCCCACCUCCUCGCCGGGCUCCUCCCCCCGCGCCUCCAGCCCCGCGGAGGGGGAGGGGCCGGCCGACUAUAAGGUGUUCACCACCGAGGCGGACGGAGGGGGGGUGUCGUCCGACGCCGUCGCCGCCGCCUUCUACUCGGCGGCGGCGACGGCGUCGGGGGGGGGGGAGGUGAGGCUCAACCUGCCGCGGGAGGAGGCGUCGUAGAGGACGGACGCGGGCCGCCUCAAGGGGGAGGAGCCGGGGGAGGCUUGGAAAUCGACGGGAAGCAGUUGGAGGGACGGUCUCUGCAGGACAACACAGGUGUUAUCAGCAUCAGCAUUCUUACUUAUGGGAUUUGUAUUUAUUUAUUCUUCCUUUAUGUCACAGUGUAGCACUAGCGUCAAGCUAUCUCAAUGAAACAUCUGAGUGUUUCGAUCUCUCUUGGUGUUGUUUUCUUUGAGCACUGUCCCCACAUGUCUAAGUAAGCCCUUCCAGCAGCAUGCAAUUGCAGAACGUGUCUUAAACCAUGCCAUGCAUUUCCCAUCGAUUGGCAAAAAAAACAAAACAAAGUCCCCAAGGGGAGUUCCAGGAGAACUGCUAGACGUAUGGCCUCGGACUACCCCGUUAAGUCACAUCGCCACUGAUUGGUUCAAAGAUUAGCUGCCAAGCCGCCGGUGAUGAAGACCUGAGCUGAAAGGCGUAGUGGUGACAUUUAGCUUUUUAGAUUUAGGAGGGAAGGGAGGAGGGGGGGUGCGAGUCGCAGACAGUGAAAAUAACAGAAUAGGGUCACUGGGAUCUCAAAGCAAUAUUACCCAACCAGACGUGAGCAUCGACAGAGAAGCUCGUAGCUGAAACCGAUGACAUUUAAAAGUUAUUCUCUUUAUGAACUCAUGCCAUGUGUCGUUCGAUGGGGGACAUUCGAUGUGUGUCCGAAUUCCUACAUAACACAAAUAGAUUGUGAAGCACGUUGUGGUGUGUGUAGGCUUACUAUGUUUUUGUUGUCACUGUGUCCAGGUUGGUCAUUGUGGAUUCCACUGUAUUUUCACUCAUGAAAGGCACACAUUUGAAUGUCACAUAACUAACUAUAUGUGCCACUUUUUGGAAUAUAUAUAUUGAUGAAGACAUUGUAGCAGUUGGUGCCACAGCCCAUGUGUUAUUCUGACCGACAGGGAGACAGAUUCCCCAUCUAUAGCUCACUGUGUGUUCUACCAUUGCCAAUCUAUGAAGUACAUCCCUUUGUCACGUGUGCAUGGUGUGUAUCUCGCUAAUGCCCCCGGUGUAGUCGGGAAAAACCCAAUGUUAAAGCCUUAGCACUGGGAAAUGGGCACAGCCAUCCACCCAUCCGUCCAUCCAUCAAUACAUAUCUGUGAGGAAGCAGAGCUUGAUUUGAGGGGGAGUGACAAGCAGGAGCUAAGUCCAAGACUAUACAGCAUGUGGGUGCCAAGCCAUGACAUCCAAUGCAGCGAUAGGAAGCCAGAUUCUGUGACUGAUGGCAUAUGCAGUAUCAGGACGCCUUUCUCUCGGAUGUUUCCUUAUCAGCUCAUAAGCCUGAUUGGCUAAGAAAAAAGACAUCCUAUGCCUGAUUUGCCUGUGAAAUGAAAAUUGCCUUAGAACUGAGAGAUCAGGAUAUCGAGGGCUAUAUUACCGGGUGUAAUGACAUUUUCACUCUCUGGCUCUGGUGUUUUCAGUCUUGCUGGGAUAAUGGCAGAUAUCGGAAGAUUAAUAUAAUGAUGGAGAAACAAUGCGAAAAGCAUGUAUUUUUUAAGCUCAGUAAUUGGACCAUUAGCUUUUGCCCAACACCAGUGUCCUACUUCUCCAGUGUAGGAGUGGGAAAUAUACAAUGAAACUGCAAUUUAUGACUUUGUAUGUCGUCCUGCUAUGCUUAAUGAUUUACUGUGUAUUUUGUGUAUAUUGUAUAUUUUAUUAUGUACAUCAAAGUGUCUGAAGAAACGACUGAAAGUUUCCAUAUUUUUGUGCAAAUUUCAAUUUGAAAAAAAAUAAGAAAAUAUUUCAAACAGUGUUAACCUUUUAAAAGAUCAAUAAAGCCUCUUACAGAUCAGCUGAUCAUUUGUGUCUGCAUGCAUACUUAAACACAUGCUAUUUUCCCAUCACAAACAUGGAAUGUAAUGUUAGGUUCAUAAUACUGGGCCGGACAUUAAAAAGUGCCUCCAUGAGCACUAAACAUAAAAAAAUAAGAAAAAUAAAGACUGAUCUGUAAUGGACCAAACAGUUAGACACAGGGCCACAGGUAAAAAAAAUAAAAUGCAUAUUUUCCUCAAGAGGUAGUAAAACCCGGGUUUCCCGCAGAAAAUGUGUUAGUUAAGGUGGUGUGGGUUGCUGUUUGACCGGGGGUGGGGGGGGGGGGGUUGCAUUCGUUUACAAGUGGACCAUUAAUACUUAUUUUCAUGCAUGCUGUCAGAAUGUUAGCCUGCAGCCUGAUCUAUACACAGAGAGUGAAUGAACUUUAGAUCAUUUUUAUUAUUUUUUAGAUUAUUAUUAUUUCCUUUCCUUUUUCCUCGUUUCACCUCUGACUUUUAGUCAUUUCUCUUUGAUCACCUCCAACCUUUCCUACCUCACUCCACCUCUUACCUUUCAUUCUUCCUCAGUUUCCAACUCUUACCUCCCUUUCUGAUACUACUCUCCCUCUCCACCUCUCCUUACUCGCAGUUACAAAUGCAUUUACUCUGAUUCUGGACAUUAACCAGCCUAUGUCCUUCACAUUGGUGUUAAUAUCCAAUUGCAAGUGGUUAUAAACAGGAUAAGGAAUGAGGAAAGAUAUGAAUACCUAAUUUAGAACACUAUGGACAAGAGGAUAUGUAAUAGUAGUAUACAUAUUUACACUAUCGUUGAGGUAUGUGCAGAAUGGACACUGCUAUUGGGGAGACUCCAGGUAGCCUCAACAGUUGACAUUGAGAGAUCCAAUGAGGAGCUAUCACUCUCCCGCAACAUAGUAUUCACGUGUCAACAGAAUCUCUUACAAAAUUCUUGAGAUGCAGACGACAUGAUCAGCUGCCAAUAUUUAUGUGGCUCCGUUGAAAGAGCUGUCAUGUGUUAUCGCUAACAAGUACUUUUACUUAUUAAUGUUAGAUGCCUCAAACAUUCAGCAAUAUAUUUGUUUAGUUAGUCUUAAUUCUGCAAAAAAGAAUUGCAAUCUUUGUGUGUCACUAUACAUACUAUGUUUUAUUACAAUGCUUUUAUGCUUAUGCACAAACUAAACAGAGUAUGCGUAGGUACGCGUACCACAGUUUGAGAAAUGCAUGCACACAUCAUUAGCAGGUGAGCCUGUUGCAUCAGCUGUGCAACAUUUCAAACUGAGCUUUCCAAAACAGUGAUCUGUGCUGUUGCAGAAGGCUGCAUGCCUUAUAGUGUUUUGACAUUUUAAGUAGAAACUGCCGUUGCACUGUUCAGUCCAAGGGUGUACAGGAAUAAAAGGUGGGAUUCACUGCUUGCCAGUCAAUGACUUCAAAAAUCACUACACUGAUCAAAGACCAUGCUCAAAGAGAACGCGAUCCCGUCCAUCUUUCCAUGGACCUUUAACAGUCCGAGGGAUUCAUCCAGGGAGACUGCCACAGAGCAAGCGCCCGGUGGAGAUAAGCUAGCCUAGCUAACUAAUGUAAAACUCAAACACGUUAUCAAGUACAAUCAUGCUUUAAAAGUAGACAUUCGUUGCUGGAUUCGGCCCGAAAAAUGUAAAAGGUACGAAAACUUGAUACUUUAUUACUAGGCGCUGUAAGGGUACUACAAAAUGGUAAAUAAGGUAGGUUCUGUUAAAGGAGCAGUGGAAACGGGUAUCUGUAUUAAAAGUGGGUCAUAUAUGUAGACGAAUAGUAACAAAAAAUUCUAAUUUGGUGCCUUCUUGACCCAGAAAAGGCACACAGUGGCUGUUUCCCAAAGUAAGCAUACUCAAAGGCCGCCCUUUUAAGGAUGCUACAUAAUAAAAUGCCGACAAGCACUGUUCCAAUGUUGAGAACACUCAGAAACUCGCAACCUUUUCACGUCCUUUAUUUUUGAGAAUUUCGAGAUUUUUCAUGGAUGCAUAGAUGGAUCCUCAACGAGCCAAAAUACCCACAAUCCUUUGUUUCCACACGCUGCGCUGGGAAUUUACAAAUUAGGUCUGCGAAGCAAUAGUUUUUGAACGUUUUUCAGAAAUAUUUUGUGCCGUAUUGCUUUUUAUAGAUUGGUCAGGUAAUUGCAAAAACCUGUAUGAUUUUUUUCAAACGUUUUUACAACGUAAUGAUAGGCUAUAUUUUGCAUUGAUUGAUUUGUUUUAAUAUGUAGUUAGCUGGUGUUUAAACAAACUACUAUUAAAAUAUUUACCACUGGAGCAGUAUUAAAGAUCGGAAGCAGAAGCGCUUCCACACUAGCAAGUCGUUCCAAACUCUGAACGCAAAACGCUAGGCAGCACUCUAGCCAGCACUCUAGCCUCAUCUCGCGACUAGCAAGGAAGUGUUCUAGCCAUGGACCUAUUAAAGAAUGGACAGCGGAUAUCAAAAUGGCGCCCAUUCAUUCCUAUGAAAACUGCUCAAUGGCGCAGGGGAACAUCAAGGAGAGAUUUGGUUCCGCAUCAUGGGCGCCUAUACACACCCUAGUCCGUGACGUACCGGAUGCAGAAAUAUUCGCGUUUUCUAGCAUUGUUAGCAUUGUAGCAUCCCGAACGAGCACACUCGCAUUGCUUACCGACGAAGAACACCACUGCCGGCGACUUUCAUUGGAUAGUGCUGCAAUUUGUCUUGCAGGACGCAGACAGACCCUAC
Messenger RNA from Gadus morhua (Atlantic cod), 5268 nucleotides. It is a transcript of the gene tmem275a, whose product is annotated as transmembrane protein 275a. Lineage: Eukaryota; Metazoa; Chordata; Actinopteri; Gadiformes; Gadidae. The record is from RefSeq and is a predicted model, not a curated record. Bases 110 to 739 code for a protein of 209 amino acids. The transcript has a single exon.